This is a messenger RNA of Achroia grisella, 2413 nucleotides long. RefSeq names its product paired box protein Pax-6 (gene toy). The record is from RefSeq and is a predicted model, not a curated record. Gene Ontology annotation, biological process: regulation of transcription by RNA polymerase II; anatomical structure development. The coding region runs from base 53 to 1372 and encodes 439 amino acids. Lineage: Eukaryota; Metazoa; Arthropoda; Insecta; Lepidoptera; Pyralidae. Gene Ontology annotation, molecular function: RNA polymerase II cis-regulatory region sequence-specific DNA binding; DNA-binding transcription factor activity, RNA polymerase II-specific. The transcript is spliced from 9 exons.
ACUGGUCGCGCCGCCGCGGGAACCCACCACGGCGGCAGAAGCUUUUUGGAAAAUGCCUCAUAAAGAUGAAUUGAUGCAUAGCGCGGCUAUGGGGGGCGGAGCCUUAUUCGGGUGCUCCUCAGCUGGUCAUAGCGGUAUCAACCAGCUCGGCGGCGUGUAUGUGAACGGGCGACCGCUGCCGGACUCCACGCGGCAGAAGAUCGUGGAGCUGGCGCACUCGGGGGCCAGGCCGUGUGACAUCAGCCGGAUACUCCAGGUCUCCAACGGCUGCGUCUCCAAAAUACUCGGCAGCUUCACACGCAGAUAUUACGAGACGGGGUCAAUCAAGCCUCGUGCCAUCGGGGGUUCGAAGCCGCGGGUGGCCACCACGCCCGUUGUCCAGAAGAUAGCGGACUACAAGAGGGAGUGUCCUUCGAUCUUCGCUUGGGAGAUCAGGGAUCGUCUCCUGAGUGAAAACGUGUGCAAUAACGACAAUAUACCUAGCGUAUCAUCAAUAAACCGCGUGCUUCGAAACCUGGCGUCCCAGAAGGAGCAAGCGGCAUCGGCGCAGAAUGACAGCGUCUACGAAAAGCUUAGGAUGUUCAAUGGCCAGGCAGCGACUGGUUGGUGGUACCCUGGCCUACCCACCGCGCCGGCAGCGCCGACGAUACCUGCUCCUCUACCUCCCCAGCUGAACAGGACGGGGAACAGCGAAGAACAUAAACGAGAUGCUCUUCAAUCCGAGGCGGGGUCAGACGGCAAUAGCGAACACGCGUCGUCAGGAGACGAGGAUUCGCAGAUGAGGUUACGACUGAAAAGGAAACUGCAGAGAAAUCGGACCUCCUUCACCAAUGACCAAAUAGACAGCCUGGAAAAAGAAUUCGAAAGAACCCACUACCCCGACGUGUUCGCGAGGGAGCGACUUGCUGAAAAGAUCGGAUUGCCUGAGGCACGUAUCCAGGUUUGGUUUUCCAAUCGGCGAGCGAAGUGGCGCCGUGAAGAGAAGCUUCGGAGUCAGCGGAGGGACGCCCCAGCGGCAUCACCCCCCGCACCACCCGCACCCCGCCUUCCCCUAAAUGGGGGGUUCAACUCCAUGUACAGUCCCAUACCGCAACCUAUUGCCACCAUGGGCGAUUCCUAUAGUUCGAUGUCGGGCGGACUCACGUCGUCGUGCCUACAGCAGCGUGACGGGGGUUACCCGUAUAUGUUUGGCGACGUGCUCGGCAGCGGGGGAUAUUCCCGAGCGCCGGCGGCGCACCAACAACACGCUGCCUACUCACAACCUCAGGCCACGGGUGGCACCGGUGUAAUAUCGGCGGGUGUGAGCGUACCAGUGCAAAUACCUUCGCAAGGGCCAGACCUCGCGUCUAACUAUUGGGGCCGGCUUCAGUGAUCUCAGCUAUUCGGGUUCCCGCAUCGUCUACUCACGAUGCCUGAGAACCCGACGGGCGUGCCCGAAUCCCCAUCUGCCGGUGAAAUCGCGCACAACUACGCGGACUUGUCUAUGAACGCUCUAAACAUGACUGCUGGACAUGACGCCAACGUUUUGGCGGGAGAUUUGCAACAAGAACAAAACAAUUCUGUAUCAUAAAACAAUCAAGAUAUCAAAUAGGUUUUUGGUUACCAGUGAGUUUUAUUUUUUCAGUGGCUAAAUGGUGCAUAUUAUUAUUUAAUGUGAAAACGUUACUUGCAUUGUAAAUCAUGGAUACGAUAUUAUUAAGAUAUGCAACUGAUGAUGUUCAAACCUAGUAGUAAGCAAGCGAUCAUAAGCAAUGAACUGUGUCAUAAUUAAUUAAUGCUGCAAUUGAUUUUUGUACUUAAAAUUAAAUUAUGUUACUUAAUCUUUUAAUUGAUUAAAAAUCUAAAAGAUACAUUUCAUUGCUUGUGUUCAAAAAAAUAGUAAGCUAGAAAGAAAUGACGGCGCGGGUAAUGUAAAUAUUGAUUAGCGCCAUCUAUUGUUGAGUAGAAGAAGUUUCAUACCGCGAGACUUAAGCAGAGGGAUAGUCGGCGGGAAAAUAAAAUAUUAUAAAUUGUUUGUGCCAACAUUUGUAAUAAUUGAGUGUUAUGGGCCCUUACGAGCACAACCCUUUAUUUCUUUGAUGUGUGCGUUAGGGUGCAAAAUAUUAAUGGUACAGUGGAAAGAACGGCAACAGGCUUCGUUACAGCGAUUUGUUUGACAUCCAACCCCUCUAAAACAAAUUGUCGAAUGAACUAAUCAUGUUUGUAUAAUUGUAUAAUAAAACUACAAUAAUCGAUGUUGUGAGUGACGUGUUGAUUUGCCACUAUUAAACACACAAUGGACGUUAAAACGAAUUAAUUUAUUAUAUUUAUUAGUUAUAUUUGUAAGAUCAAUUUUGCUGUGAUUAAAAUGUAGUUUGUAUAAGAGGUUACAAUAAUUUUACAACAAUACGAAGCACAUUAAUAGGUAAAAUGG